UUUUUGGAAGACGCGCACAGAUUUUAUAAUAAAUACAGCACUAUAACUAAUUAAUAAAAUAAUAACUAACAAAUAAUAUUUUAGAUUUCGGUAUGAGUUUUACUGACGAUUCUUCAGAUUUGGAUUGGAAAGAGUCAAAAAUGAAAACAAGCAAGUCCAUAAAACAGGAACAUCAAAGUAAACCAAAAUACGCACAAAAGUUUUGCCAGAAAUGGCUGAAUAUCUUCAAUCCGUGGCUUACACGUUGCGAAGAUGAUCCCAAUAAACCGUUUUGCCGAGCAUGUCAAUGUCGCUUAGACUGCAACCGCUGCCACCUACAACGUCACGAGCGAACUACAAAACAUAUACGCAACUUGGAAAUUCUCGUAAGCAAAGGAGAAGGUGCUGCACGACAGAAUCUAAGCAUUCGACAGGAACGUAGCAAGUACUAUCAACAACGCAAGAAGUUUAAUUCGUCUCUUGCAUCUUCCCAAGAUGCUUCCGAACUUGGCGCUGACACAACUGACGAAUUUAUUGAGGAAGCGGAACCUGAAGCCGAAACAGCGUUUCAAUUUGUUCAAGCGGAAUCUGCGCCAGGCGACCAAUAUACAGAAGAAACCGUUUUGAAACAGGAAAUUACAUCUGCUGAUGGUCAAACUGAUCCCCUACCAGCGAAUGCAGCAUUAAAACAAGAGAAAUUACGUGGAAGCCCGAAAAAGGCCGGUGUUAAAAAGGAACGAAUGAAACUGCUCAUGCAAAUACAAAAAGAUAAGAACGAUCUCAUGGAUUCAUUUCGAGAACUUAUGGGAGCACCGGGACAACAAUCUCCGAAAAAAGAAAAAAAUCACGUUGAUUUAUUUUUUGAAAGCGUUAGUUCCAGUGUUAAAGCGUUAUCUCCGAAACUGAUAGCCGAAACUAAAAUGCGUGUAUCACAAUUGAUCUGUGAGUUGGAAUUACGUGCACUCACCGAAAAUGAGGCCAAUACCUCUGCAAUUGGUGGAGCGACUGCUACUGCUGUUGUUGUGUCAUCCGAUCCGGGAGCCGUCGCUAAUGCAUACGUUAUAAAUCAACCAGUAACGACAAUGGUACAUGGAACUACAGCACAUCAUACGACGGAGAAUAGUGGGCAUCAUUACGAAGCUCUAAGUUGAAAAUAAUAGAUGCCUAAGAAAUAUUUUACUUUUUGUUUAUAUGCGUAGGUUACUAAAAAACAAAAACAGCCUAUAUAUUUCUCUAUUAAGUUGUGAGUAGGAUUUAGUGAAAAAUACUUCGCUCAUAUAACUUUACGAAAAAUGCGUAACGCAAAAUAUAUUAUUUUCAAAAACUAAUUGAAUAUGCGUAUAAUAAAACUGUACAUACAUACACAUGUUGAACUUUCUCAUUUUCUGCAUGAAAAAAAAAUUUUAAAAGCUCCAUUCAUAACAAGUCAAACUACAUGAUAAAGAAAUUGUAUAUCUCUACACUAAAUGAAAAGAACCAAGUUAAUAAAAAAAAACCAAGUUUUAGUGCAAUCUUUUAUUCAAAUAAA
Messenger RNA from Bactrocera tryoni, 1507 nucleotides. RefSeq names its product protein suppressor of variegation 3-7-like. The record is from RefSeq and is a predicted model, not a curated record. NCBI's taxonomy places the organism in Eukaryota, Metazoa, Arthropoda, Insecta, Diptera, Tephritidae. Bases 93 to 1130 code for a protein of 345 amino acids. Gene Ontology annotation, molecular function: DNA binding. The transcript has 3 exons.